AUGGGCAAGACGCUGGUCUAUCCCAAGCGGGACUCGAACACAGUCAACCGCUACAAGCACAGAGCAACCUAUGAUCUCGGCGCAAUCCACUCCAUCAUAAACUCUAGCCAGGUCCUCCAUGUCUCCUUCAAUCCUGGGCCUUCUGACCCGUUUCCCGCCAUUCUACCCAUGAUAGGGCAGAUGGCAUCAUUCGACUAUCCUUCCGCUAGUAUCGAUGAGCCUCUUGACUGCUAUCUUCAUGGCUAUGUUAGCUCACGCAUUAUGAAUUUGGCACGCGCCUCCGAGGAUGAAGGACUGCCCGUUUGUGUCGCUGCAAGCAAAGUGGACGGAUUAGUCUUAUCGCUCACUCCGAACUCCCACAGCUACAACUACCGAUCUGCCAUCCUCCACGGCUACGCAAAGCUUGUGACGGAUGAAGCUGAGAAACUGUGGGCAAUGGAACUUAUAACCAACUCUGUGCUUCCGGACCGUUGGAAGCACUCUCGUAUCCCACCUGACAAGGCUGAAAUGUCCUCGACUGUAAUACUAAAGGUCCGAAUCGUCGAUGGCAGUGGCAAGAUCCGUGAUGGUGGUGUUUCCGAUGAGAGGAAGGAUACGGACAACACAGAAGUCACUGAGCGUGUCUGGACAGGCGUAGUUCCCGUUUACGAGACAUUUGGUGAACCGAUACCGAGUGUUUCUAAUAAGGUGGAAGAGAUUCCGGGAUACAUCACCUCGUAUGUUGCUAAAACGAACGAGAAAAACCGUGAUUAUGCGACAACUGCGGUGGGCAUUACUCUUCCGAAGGAGGAACAGCAUUAA
Molecule: messenger RNA, 801 nt
Organism: Aspergillus nidulans FGSC A4
Lineage: Eukaryota; Fungi; Ascomycota; Eurotiomycetes; Eurotiales; Aspergillaceae
Product: pyridoxamine 5'-phosphate oxidase family protein
Exons: 2
Coding region: 1-801 (266 amino acids)
Source: RefSeq, a predicted model, not a curated record